AUGUCUAGCAAAAGACAUUCCAUUCUUCCCGCUAUCGAUCGCAGUGGUCCUAGGCCUCCCGUCCAUUUCUCAGACUCCCUGACCAUCUCCGAGAAUGCGAUUCUCCAAGGAACACACUCGAUCACGAUACAAUCAGAAACAGUAGUACACCCUCGGUCAAAGUUUGAGUCAAACUCCGGAUCUAUUUUGAUCGGGCGACGAUGUCUCAUUCACGAACGAACACACCUGGGAACUCGCCCUGUUGACCCUAAUACUGCGCAACGUGGUGGCGUCGUGCUGGCAGACUUUGUUACAAUUGAGGCAGGCAGUGUUAUUGAAGCUGGCAAUACCGAGAUCGGCGAGGGUACGGUGGUUCACGCUGGGUCAACUAUCGGGAGUGGUGCUAGGAUUGGCAAGAUGACGAAGAUUUCCCCUGGAACAGUACUGCCCGACAAUACUGUAGUCUUCUCGAACGGGACCAGACGAAUCGAUCGACGUAACCUUGGUGAUCAAAGGAAGAUUGCCUUGAUGAAACAGCUCGCCGUCCUACGAAAAAUGAUACCCAGUAACGCCGAUAAAUUUAAAUAA
Fusarium musae is the source of this 567-nucleotide messenger RNA. RefSeq lists its product as uncharacterized. The record is from RefSeq and is a predicted model, not a curated record. The transcript has 2 exons. Gene Ontology annotation, cellular component: dynactin complex. Gene Ontology annotation, biological process: mitotic spindle organization. Lineage: Eukaryota; Fungi; Ascomycota; Sordariomycetes; Hypocreales; Nectriaceae. Gene Ontology annotation, molecular function: dynein complex binding. The coding region runs from base 1 to 567 and encodes 188 amino acids.